This is a messenger RNA of Sitodiplosis mosellana (orange wheat blossom midge), 1332 nucleotides long. It is a transcript of the gene Coq9, whose product is annotated as ubiquinone biosynthesis protein COQ9, mitochondrial. Gene Ontology annotation, biological process: ubiquinone biosynthetic process. Gene Ontology annotation, molecular function: lipid binding. The coding region runs from base 127 to 1215 and encodes 362 amino acids. The transcript has a single exon. NCBI's taxonomy places the organism in Eukaryota, Metazoa, Arthropoda, Insecta, Diptera, Cecidomyiidae. The record is from RefSeq and is a predicted model, not a curated record. Gene Ontology annotation, cellular component: mitochondrial inner membrane.
CAUAUUUCGAAUAGUCCGCCGAUGACUUUUGUUUGACAAUGACUUUUCAUCGUCGACAAAUUUCGAGGUUAUGGCAUCAUUUGAACAUAGUUUGACAAUUCGACGAGCACUUUAUUUUCGUUCAAUAUGUCGAACCUUUCGGUACUGCCAAAAAUAUUGAAAUUGCGUACAAUUAAUCAAAUCGUUAUCUCGAAUAUACGACUAUUGGGUAAUAGUUCUGUAUUGAAAAGUGAAAAGUUGAAUUCGAUAGAAAAUUGUAAAAACUACCGAACAAAUGAUGCAACCGUGCGUCAAAAUGUAUUGAAUCGUUCAUAUUCGGUGAAGCAUAAUCGUCGCAUGAUUCAUACAUGCAGCCACUUAUGGAAAAGUACAGAAGAUAACAGUACAAAACAAUCGAGUAUUGACCAAUUCCGUGCUGAGGAGGUAAAAAUUGAGCGUGAAUAUGAAGAGCAGAAGCAGAAGGAAAACCAGUCAAAUGCGAAGGACCACACAGCAUCCGAAUCGACCGAAGACCAUGAAAAAAUACAAAAAGUUCGUUCGGAAAUUUUAGAAGCAUCUUUGAAGUUUGUGCCGACAAAAGGUUGGAGUCAAGAAGCAAUUGCCAAUGGUGCCGAAUCGAUUAAUUACCCAGGUGUUGCCCACGGAAUGUUUCCAAACGGCGCAAUCGAAUUGAUUCAUCAUUUUUAUGCCAAGUGCAACCGCGAGCUGAUCACACAAUUGGAGCGUGAAUUCGAUGAACUUACUGGGAAAGCUGAUGACAGUGGAAAAGCUGCUGAACGACCGAGUCCAAGAGAUUUCGCCAUCAGAGCAAUACGCUUGCGACUAGAAAUGAUUAUUCCGUACAAAGAGACAUGGCCACAAGCGCUAGCAAUUAUGACACUACCGCAAAAUGUACCAACAUCACUAGCUCAACUCCUUACCUUAGUCGAUGAUGUGUGCUACUGUGCCGGCGAUCGAUCGGUCGACAUCGGUUGGUAUACGCGACGCAUUGGCAUCGCUUCGAUAUACAAAAUGGUCGAAUUGUAUUUACUACAGGAUAAAUCACCAAAUCACCAACAAACCUGGGAAUUUUUAGAGCGGCGAAUGGACGAAGGCAUUCAGAUUCAAGAGUUCCUCAGCGAUUCAGAUCAAAAAACAAAAACAAUGGCCAAUGCACUGGGUUCAGCUUUUCAGACGGCUCGAAAUAUUUUAGGAAUAAAUUGUGAUAAAAGAUAAAGAAAGGGAGGACAGAAAUACGGUUGGGAAUGUUGAUAUUUUCAGGCAUAUUUUCGUGUGGUUGUUGCUUAGAGAAUAAUGAGAUAAUAAAAGAAAUAUAACUUUCAGAUGCGGAAA